AUGGCUUCUCAGUACUCAUCCGCUGCCCCUCUUCCCCAGGGCUUCUCAGUCUAUCAGCCUCAGCUCGGCGCUCAGCUUCAGUUCUUCCCUGCGCUCGGCACACAAGAACUCGAUGAUAUGAUCAACGCCUACAUCCCCGGCUCGGCUCCUCUCAAGGAGAAGCGGGCUACCGUCUCGCUCGACUUCCUGGAGCACUCGCAGCUCACUGGCCAGACAUUCAAGUUCUACCCGGUCUAUUACUCUUCCAGCCCGGUGGCAGCCUCGCCAGUCAACUCCAUCGCCGCCUCUUCCUUCAGCAACACAUCUCCGGCCAACUCGGUUUUGGACUGGAGCCGGGCGUCUGCAUCUCCAUCAGUGUCUUCUCGCUCCUCUGCUUCCAAGAGCCGCAAGACCUCCAAGUCUAGCGGUCUCGCCCGCUAUCCGGCUGUCGAUCUUUCACACCUGCCCGGUAUGAAGAUCAUGACCAAGGAUGGCCAGGACAUCACAGACUCUGCCUCCCGAGGCUCCAAGACAAAGGAGCAGCGAGAUCAUGCACAUCUGAUGCGCAUCAUCAAGGCCUGCGAUAGCUGUCGACGGAAGAAGAUUCGCUGUGACCCCGACCACAAGAAGCGUUCGGCCUCUCAAACCCAACCUCAGUCUACUGCGAAACCGGCAAAGAAAGCGCGCACAACAUCAACGGCAGCGGCGACACCAGCACCAGCAGCAUCAACACCGGCGCCUCAGAAGACGGUGCCUGGUGAUGUGGCGAUUUCGACGUUAGACGAUAAUCCCCCUAUACCGAUGUCGCUGUUGGGCAUUGAUCCUACCUUCACAUUUACCGGCUUGGAUGGCCUCGAGUCCACUGACCAGUUGUUCGAGUCCUGGGAGGAGUUCGUUCAGUACCCCCCGGCGGAUGUCGACGACAGCUACGACUUCUUCCUCGACCCCGAGGGAUACUUUUCUUCCCAAUCCUCCGCCUCCUCCUCGUCUGCCUCGCCCCCCAAGGCGUUUACGCCGGCGUCACAGCAAGAUGUUCAGGCCGUUGCUGGCGCUGAGGAGCGUGAGGGACUGUCAUCACAAUCCGCCUCACCCCAGCUUCCGUUCUUGCAAGACAAUCACACCACCUCGAGCGGCAGCUACACCGACUUCAACCUGUUCUCGCCCUCGUCCAGCUUCUCUGAGGAUGACCGCAUGGUGCCGAUUUCGUCCACGCGGCUGCUCAGCCCGAUUCAACCAUCCGUCUCCGAAUCUGAAUCUUUCGCCUUGGACAACUUCGCUGUUGAUGACAAUCUCCUCAGCACUAACUGGGAUGGCACGACUGCGGCAGUUUCUCCUCUGGACACCACCAACCUUGUCGCGGCUGCCCACACGGACAUGUCGUGGUAUGAUCCGGGUCACAGUCACCCAGAAUCCGGUGAACCAGGAGACUUGCGGGGCGGUAUAAGUACGACAUCCUCCGCGGGCUGGGCAGGCGAAGUUCGCAUAGCCUACCCGUCGGGUGGCUCUGUCGUCGUUACUGCGGCCUCUGGAAGCCGCGGAGUGGAAGUGAUUGCGAAUAGCGACACGUCAGUUGAGCUUGUUACAAGCCCAUCACCCAGCACCGCGCUCCGGUUCCACGGCGACAUACAAGAUGAAGCUCCAUCAUACGACUCAUCGCCCACAGAGCGUGGCAGAUUCCGAAGUGAAUCACCAGUUGAUUAUUCGUCUCGGUUGUCCUCGGGCCAAGCCGGCGUCUCAACUGAACUCACGAGCCCACACACGAGCCAACUCAGGCCCACGGCCGCUACGCUGGCGACCACCGCGCACACUCCAGUCCAGCUCUCAGGCCCGGAAGAGUCGCCGUCAAGGGUAUGCGAUGCCAUAGCGCCUGCAAAACACCACUCAGUCCGACUAACCUGUCUCAAGGUCCAAACCGAACUUGCCGCCAACCUCAACGUGACUUCCGCCAACCUUUCUGGCGGCUUACAAGCAUUAUACGGCGAUGCGCUCUACGCUGUACCUGGUUCGACCGCACACGCAGCUGCCGGCGAGGAUACCGCGAGCCAACGCACCUCGUCCGGCCCCACCGCCCUCGUCUGGUCUGACAGGUCUGGCGUUGAGACUCUCCCGAGCCUCGCCAGCCUACCUGCCCAGCGACUCCACGGCAACGGCGAUGCGCACCAGCAGCCAAUCGUCCCUGUGGUUGACAAUGGUCUGCAGACCCUGUCACCGCUCCUCCUGCAAGCGAUUUUGCCCAACGAGAGCUUGCCCGCUGCUAGAGGAUCUGCGUACUUUGGGCCUGGCCAAGGGUCGAGCCAAUUCGUUCUCCGCCAAGUCCUUUCUAUGCAAGCCGUCGUCGCCAUUCUCGCCGCCACAUUGCUCGGCGCCACGUUGGCAAGCAUGGCUGGAACCUCUUUUGUGUUCUCCCUCCUUUCACUGGCUGUUGCCGCGAGGGCCACCUUUCAACGCCUUGGAGAAGCCAAGGCGCCCCUUGAGACGACACCGUCGACAAUGUCAAGUCCAAGAUUCAAGGAGGGACUUCAGUCAUGGGGCAAGAAGCCCUACGUACGGAGAGACCAAUUUUCGGCACUACGACAAGAGGUCUCUCGUCUAUCCUCUCGUUUCUCUUUUCUUGAGGGAGCCAGGCCGUUGGCUUUGAUCUAUCCCUCGAUGGGCUAG
This is a messenger RNA of Trichoderma citrinoviride, 2637 nucleotides long. RefSeq lists its product as hypothetical. The transcript is spliced from 5 exons. Gene Ontology annotation, biological process: regulation of DNA-templated transcription. The record is from RefSeq and is a predicted model, not a curated record. Bases 1 to 2637 code for a protein of 878 amino acids. Gene Ontology annotation, molecular function: DNA-binding transcription factor activity, RNA polymerase II-specific; zinc ion binding. Lineage: Eukaryota; Fungi; Ascomycota; Sordariomycetes; Hypocreales; Hypocreaceae.